Molecule: messenger RNA, 3706 nt
Organism: Heterocephalus glaber (naked mole-rat)
Lineage: Eukaryota; Metazoa; Chordata; Mammalia; Rodentia; Bathyergidae
Gene: Fem1a
Product: fem-1 homolog A
Molecular function (GO): protein binding
Source: RefSeq, a predicted model, not a curated record
AGCACAAUGACAGCAACAGGAAGUACGUCACCAAAUUUCCCCGAGUCGCCCAAGUGAAAGCAUGGUAGCAUGGCAUGCCGGGAAUGGUAGUCCGUUAAUAGCUGGUUUCCCCUGCGACCCGUUUCUAUUGGAACGGCAAUUCCCAGUAUGCAUCUUGCUCGCAGUUUGCUGGGUUGGGGCCGAUGCUUUCUGGGAAAUGUAGUCUUCCGCCUCUACUGCUUCUUGUGCGUUCUAUGGAGUUGGAAUGGUAGAGGACUCCGUUUCCCGGCAAGGCCACGAAUGCCCACGGGCGCCCGGUCGCGGUGGCCAUUUUGUUCCGCCCCGAGUGCCCCUAAGAUGGCGGCGAGGGAGACGGUGAAGGUUGUCGGUUGCUCUUCUGGUCUGUAACUGCCGUCUCCCUGUCCCCCCCGCGGCCAGCCCAUGGCCUGACGACAGCCCAGACCAUGGACCUCCACACUGCCGUAUACAAUGCCGCUCAUGACGGCAAGUUGCAGCUGCUCCAGAAGCUGCUCGGCGGCCGGAGCCGGGAAGAGCUUGACGAGCUGAUGGGCGAGGUGACGACCGGGGGGACGCCACUGCUCAUCGCCGCCCGCUACGGCCACCUGGACGUGGUGGAGUACCUGGUGGACCGGUGCGGCGCGAGCGUGGAGGCCGGGGGCUCGGUCCACUUCGAUGGCGAGACCAUCGAAGGCGCGCCGCCGCUGUGGGCCGCCUCGGCCGCCGGCCACCUGGACGUGGUGCGGAGCCUGCUGCGGCGCGGCGCCUCGGUGAACCGCACCACGCGCACCAACUCCACGCCCCUGCGCGCUGCCUGCUUCGAUGGCCACCUCGAGGUGGUUCGCUACCUGGUGGGUGAGCACCAGGCCGACCUGGAGGUCGCCAACCGGCACGGCCACACGUGUCUCAUGAUCUCGUGCUACAAGGGCCACCGCGAAAUCGCGCGCUACCUCCUGGAGCAGGGCGCCCAGGUGAACCGGCGCAGCGCCAAGGGCAACACUGCCCUGCACGACUGUGCCGAGUCCGGCAGCCUGGAGAUCCUGCAGCUGCUGCUGGGCUGCAACGCCCGCAUGGAGCGCGACGGCUACGGCAUGACCCCCCUGCUGGCAGCCAGUGUGACCGGCCACACCAACAUCGUGGAAUACCUCAUCCAGGAGCAGCCUGGCCAGGAGCAGACCCCCCCAGGGCUCAUCCAGGAAGGCAGCUCCACCAGCCAGGGCUGCUUGCAAGGGGCUCGCAGCUGCAGCUCCUCGGCAGAGGAGCAAGUCAACAGCGAAUCCUAUGAAAGCUGCUGCCCCACCAGCAGGGAGGCUGCUGUGGAAGCCUUGGAGUUGCUGGGAGCCACCUACGUGGAUAAGAAGCGUGACCUGCUUGGGGCCCUUAAACACUGGAGACGGGCUAUGGAGCUGCGGCACCAGGGGGGCGAGUAUUUGCCCAAACCGGAGCCCCAGCAGCUGGUCCUGGCCUAUGACUAUUCCAGGGAGGUGAACACCUCGCAGGAGUUGGAAGCGCUGAUCACAGACCCGGAUGAGAUGCGCAUGCAGGCUCUGCUCAUCCGAGAGCGCAUCCUGGGCCCCUCGCACCCAGACACAUCCUAUUAUAUUCGGUACCGAGGUGCAGUGUAUGCCGACUCUGGCAACUUCGAGCGCUGCAUCCACCUGUGGAAGUAUGCCCUAGACAUGCAGCAAAUGAACCUGGAGCCGCUGAGCCCCAUGACUGCCAGCAGCUUCCUGUCCUUUGCUGAACUCUUCUCCUAUGUGUUACAGGAUCGGGCUGCCAAGGGCAGCCAGGGCACGCAGAUUGGCUUUGCAGACCUCAUGGGGGUGCUCGGCAAAGGGGUACGGGAGGUAGAGCGGGCCCUGCAGAUGCCCAAGGAGCCUGGGGACUCAGCCCAGUUCACCAAGGCGCUGGCCAUCAUCCUGCACCUUCUCUACCUGCUGGGGAAGGUGGAAUGCAGCCCCAGCCAGGAGCACCUGAAGCACCAGACCGUCUACCGCCUGCUUAAGUGUGCGCCCCGUGGCCGCAAUGGCUUCACACCGCUGCACAUGGCAGUGGACAAGGAGACCACCAACGUGGGCCGCUACCGCGUGGGCACCUUCCCCUCACUGCAUGUGGUCAAAGUGCUGCUGGACUGUGGGGCCGAUCCGGACAGCCGGGACUUUGACAACAACACCCCGCUGCACAUUGCGGCCCAGAACAACUGCCCGGCCAUCAUGAGUGCCCUGAUCGAGGCUGGUGCCCACAUGGAUGCCACCAAUGCCUUCAAGAAGACGGCCUACGAGCUGCUGGACGAGAAGCUGCUGGCCAGGAGCUCCGUGCAACCUUUCAACUAUGUCACCCUGCAGUGCUUGGCCGCCCGCACCCUAGACAGGAACAAGAUCCCCUACAAAGGCUUCAUCCCCGAGGAGCUAGAGGCUUUCAUUGAGCUGCACUGACCUCCCCACCCCGCCGAGGGGAGAGGUGGGCAGGUGGGCGGCAGAUCCCCAUUCUCGCCUUGGCGAGGUGAGCGUGAGGUGGCAGAAGGGUUCCCCUGCUUCCCGCCUCCUCCACCUAUGCAGAGGGGAAGGGAGUUCAGAAGCGUCGCUCCGGGAGCCCACCCACCCAUCCUGCGGCUGAAGAAGACGCCAGAGCCUCCGUGCUGUUGCCUGGGUGUCGGAGGAGCUGUUCCCUUGUGCUUGAAACACAGGGAGGGGCCGAGAACUGGUCCCCCAGUUCCUGUGCGAAGGCACCUAGCACACUCAGGACCAGGCCUCCCAGAAGUUGGAGAGUCAAGAAGCAAGGCCGCUCUCGGUCCUUCCAGCAUGGUCAUCCCGAGCCCGCCCAGCCCAGGCAGCCUGCCACUUGAGUAGCUUGCGGCUGGUUUGUUCACAUAGUAAGCAGGUAGUGUCCAAGCACUGCACACACGACCGGAGAUGCUGCUGCCUUCCUUAGUGAUUUUCUUAGGAAUUUCAUUGUCGAACUCGAUGUUCAACCCAAGGCCUGAGGGCUUUGUGGUGUGUCAGGUGGCUGACUCGCCUGUGACGGGAAGUGACUGGGGGAGCGAAGUCAGAGGUCACAGCCCCAGUUGGUCACAAGGACAGAUGUCUUUGUUUUUAUGGGCCUCCCAACUUUGCAUUCACAUGAAAGAACUUCUUCUUACCAAGGAUGAGGUCAGGUGCUGAAGGAACGACAGCAAAACUUGACAGGUUUGCCACCCUGCGCCUGGCUCAGCACUGUCUACGAGUUCAAACAACAGGUCGCUUGUGCCAGCCUCACCUGCUCCGAGGACCAGACCCAGGAACAGCUCCAGGGCCAUUCGCCGGGCUGGUGGUUCAGCUGGGCAGUGAGCAGCCCCAGCUCCACAAAGCAGAAGCCAAGAGCCAGCUGGGUUCAGGUCCGCAGAGUCCCACAGGGCAAGUGUGGGUGCCAGAGAGGUCCCCCAGCAGGGUCCUUUCCAGGAGCAAGAGCAGCGGGAGUGCGACAGAGGCAGCUGCCCCAGGUCAGCUGCAGAUGGGCCCCCAGAGCCCAGCACACUGCCCUGCAAGGGGAAUUAGGUGUGGAUUUGCAGUGUUCUCUAGGAAAUUAUUGAUUGAUAAGAUAGGCUUCGGCUUCGACUUCCCUCAGGAGGGGGCGCCAUUCCCGUCUCUUCCAGAGCACAGAGCAGAGCCGAGGGCUGCAGUUGUGUCUCUGUGCUGCGUUUAUGGUAUUAAAGGAAGGUACUGGAAUAGAA